UGACCCUCUCCCUUCAGCAAUCUCAGAUACUAAAAUCCUCCAAGUGCCCGAAAAUCCUCGCACAGACGAAAAUGCGGUAACCAUCCCCACACAGACACCUACCAAGUGCUCGACGAAAGUCCCCAACGAAACAAAACCAUGGAGUCGAGCAUCCUAGAGUCGAUCGGCGUUGAGAUUAUCGGCGUCAUGUCGCCGGUCUCCAUCUGCAUGCUCCUCGUAGUUCUCUUAGUCUACGCUCUCUCUCCUUCCAACCCCUUUUCCGCCGCCGCCUCCGCUCCCCCGAUCCGCACCGCCGCCAACCUCGUCUACCUCGAGAGCCCCUCUGACUCCGCCUCCCAAAAGCUCGAAGGCGCUCUCCUCAACGCCUUGGUCUUCGUCGUCCUCAUCGCCAUCGUCACCUUCCUCCUCGUCCUUCUCUACUACUACAAUUUCACCAACUUCUUGAAGAACUACAUGCGCUUCUCUGCCUUCUUCGUCCUCGGCACCAUGGGAGGUUCGAUUUUCUUGUCCAUAAUCCAGCAUUUCUCGAUACCCAUUGACUCCAUCACUUGCUUUUUGCUGCUUUUCAAUUUCACUGUUGUGGGAGUGUUGUCUGUGUUCUCUGGUGGGAUACCCAUUUUUCUACGCCAAGCUUAUAUGGUUUGUUUGGGGAUUAUUGUGGCGGCUUGGUUUACCAAGUUGCCCGAAUGGACAACUUGGGUUUUGCUUGUGGCUCUGGCUGUGUAUGAUUUGGUGGCUGUGCUGGCACCCGGUGGGCCGCUUAAGCUGUUGGUGGAGUUGGCCUCUAGCCGGGAUGAGGAGCUCCCCGCUUUGGUUUACGAGGCUCGCCCCACUGUGCCACGAAAUACUCAGCGUCGUGGGUCCGGAUUAGAACUUUUGGUUGCUGGGGUUUCGGAUUCAGGGUCAGUUGAGCUUCAGGCAGUCACAAGGGACAAUGUGAAUCGAAAUGAGAAUGAAAGUCGUGGUAAUUCAGAGUACAGUGCGGUUGAGUUUGGAAGUUUCGGGAGUGAGGGACAUGAGAGUAAUAGAGAUGAAGGGGAGAGGUUACUAUCAGAGGAGAAUGCACGGGAUAGGCAGUCGUUAAGCAGUGAUUCUUUGGGAUAUUCAACUGUGAUUGUUCAGUCUGAUAGAGCUACGCAAUUUAGCAGUGGAGCAUCUGAGAUUAUUAAUGAGGAAAUGUCCCCUCUUGUUGAAAUGACAGGACUGGGAAAUGAGAGAGAGCAGUUGAGGAGGGAUGGUAGCGAAAUGUUCAGUAAAGGUAUUAAACUUGGUCUUGGGGAUUUCGUGUUCUACAGUGUUCUUGUGGGCAGAGCUGCAAUGUAUGACCUUAUGACUGUGUAUGCCUGUUAUCUUGCCAUUAUUUCCGGACUUGGGUGCACUCUUAUUUUGUUGUCAGUGUGCCAUCGAGCUUUGCCUGCUCUGCCUAUAUCGAUUACAUUGGGUGUCGUUUUUUACUUCUUGACUCGGUUAUUAAUGGAGCCUUUUGUUGUUGGGACAGCUACAAAUUUAGUGAUGUUCUGAUAGUCAAAUACUUUAUUGGUAAGAGAGAUGUACAUUCAAGAGCAAAGCUGAUGUUUUUGUAGGCAUGAGAUCUGUAUACAAAUUAAAAGGCAAGAAAUAUAGAGAAAAACUCCAAUGGUUGUGAAAGCGAAGGAGCCAAAAAUUUGCAUUCGAAUUGUCACUGUGGAUAAAUGUCAUCAUAAAAAUUGUUUGAAAUCACAAUGAACUCAGUGCAACUACUAACUAUCUGGAAAACCCAAUUCAUUGUAUUUGCAAGAUUUGAGAAAAAAGGUUGUGCAGAAGUUUUUAUAAGUCGGAAGCUUGUAUUAAGUACUACGUGUGAACCAUGCACUAUUUUGUCCCAAGAGUCAAGUUUCAGAAGCUGGCAAUACCAUCGAAGUCAAGAAAAACAAAUUUGCUGGUCAAUAUUCGUAGGACGGGAAUCUUCUCUAAAAAAGAAAUAGAAAGAAAAGGAUGAAAAUCAAAUUGAUAAUCAUAGCACAUUUAUGUAUCUGCUAUUAGCACAUUUUUUUCCUGAUUAUUGAGAUAUUGUUUUUCCCAUUAUUUAUUUGCUAAUUUUCAAGGGAAUAAAGAUGUGUGUUGAGAUAAUCAGGCUCAACUUAGCUUCAAAAAGGGCCCUUUUAGUGAAAGGGAGUAAUGUUUGAUUAUAAAGUCAAUGCGUGAUUGAACUACCAUAUUGGCUAGUUUCUGUUUAUUAAUUACUUUUGAUCUAAUGAGAUUCCUAACCAAAAGGCUGAGAUUGUAGCAAGCGAUCUAUUGUUAAACAUUUAAUAUCUUUAUCUAUUUUCCUUUCUCACUAAGAAUUAACACAUAAAUGACACAUGCAUUAGUUUGUUUUCAAUUAAUCCUAGAAGUUGCAGAUCAAGACACAUAGAGUUGGAGUGAGAGAGAGCAAGAGAUAUUGGGAGGUAGAUCUAGCUUCUCCAUUGCAGAGAGAGCUAGCCUCUCUCUCUCCCUCUCUCUGAUUUUCAUACAUCAUUUUGUUUCAGUUUCAAUUAGGGAUAGCAGAGAAAGGCUAAUCGAAAUCGUGAACCACAAUUUUCCUUUAUGCUUCUAGAUUUUCUCUGCAAUGAAAUAGGAGUUAUGAGAGGGUUGAGGUAGGCAGAUUUUAUUCUGAUUCCCAACGAUCAGCCAAACCAAUCCUCUUUAUCACUUGUUUGCGUUUUGAGGCUAGUGAUUGGGAAUACAAAUUAGUGGUGCGGUGUGCAUUUGAGAAAUCUUGAGAAGAGGUUAUAUGGAGGUCAGACCAGACCCUGGUAAAUAGUACGUGAACACAGGGCAACUACUUGAAGGGGCUGUUAGAAGUGUUGUCAAAAUCCAGAAGUUUUAUUUUGAGUUUUGAUCCAGUGACACUCAAAAUUUCUGCCACUGAAUGCGAGGAGCAAUGAAGCAUGAAAGAAAUCUUCGAAAAAUGACUGAUUUUGGAAACGAGCUGAUUGCUGUGUAAUUUUUUUUUGGUAGUAACAUAAAGCUAUUUUGGCUUCCCCGAUUUGCAACAGGGGAUAAAAGAUUUGACAGUUUGCUGCUUAAUUGCUUUGAGUGGUAGCAAGGCUUCUAACACUAAGUUGAAGAUAUGCUUACCAAUUUUGUAUGUAUGAUGUAAAAUGUUGAUUUAAUUAUGAAUUUGGUUUUCUGAACA
Molecule: messenger RNA, 3160 nt
Organism: Prunus persica (peach)
Lineage: Eukaryota; Viridiplantae; Streptophyta; Magnoliopsida; Rosales; Rosaceae
Product: presenilin-like protein At1g08700
Exons: 4
Coding region: 139-1521 (460 amino acids)
Biological process (GO): protein processing
Cellular component (GO): nucleus; membrane
Molecular function (GO): aspartic endopeptidase activity, intramembrane cleaving
Source: RefSeq, a predicted model, not a curated record